Messenger RNA from Eucalyptus grandis, 2405 nucleotides. Its product is annotated as pentatricopeptide repeat-containing protein At1g77170, mitochondrial. The record is from RefSeq and is a predicted model, not a curated record. Gene Ontology annotation, biological process: RNA modification. NCBI's taxonomy places the organism in Eukaryota, Viridiplantae, Streptophyta, Magnoliopsida, Myrtales, Myrtaceae. The transcript has a single exon. The coding region runs from base 167 to 1609 and encodes 480 amino acids. Gene Ontology annotation, molecular function: protein binding; RNA binding.
GAAAAUUAUGCGAGCGGCGCUUAGAAAGUUAACGACAACGGCGGCGGGGUUGUCGUGACUGCACUGGAAAUGUUUCUAGGAGCAUUGGCAAACGUUGCCGAUCGUGUUUUCCUCGCGGCGAUCACCCCGAUCGACUCGAGCGCUGCGCGCUGAAAUCGUGUAGCGCAUGAUCUCGUUUCGCCACCUUCAACGUGGGCUCUCCAAGUUCAGCUCAAGAAGACGGCUCUCCACCUCUUGCGCUCUCGAUCACGGCGGCACCCACGAAGCCAAUGCGUCUUCCGUGGCUUCCCUCCUCGCGCAAUCCCGACAACAGCCCGAUUCGCCGAGCUUGACCCAAGCCCACGCCAAGAUGGUGGCGACCCUCUUGUCCGGAUGCGAUGACAGGCGAGGGUUGAGCCGGAUACACGCCCACGUGAUCCGCUCCCGCUUGUUGGACUCGAAUCCCGUCGCGUUCCACUGGAACAACAUCAUAAGAGCGUACGCGAGGCUAGACGCCCCGAGAAAGGCGCUGCUCGUGUACGCGUUGAUGGCGAGGGCGGGCGUUCCGCCGGAUUCUUACACUCUUCCGAUUGCCUUGAAGGCGGCGUGCCAAUCUUUUGAUUUUGAAGCCGGCAGGCAGGUCCAUGGUGUCGCCGUGAAACAUGGGUUGGAGUGUAAUGAGUUCUGCGAGAGCGGGUUCAUCAGUUUGUACGCCAAGGCGGGAGAUUUCGGUGAUGCGCGCAAGGCGUUUGAUGAAAAUGCUGACAGAAAGUUGGGUUCUUGGAAUGCCAUGAUAGCAGGUCUUGCCCAAGGUGGGCGCUCCAGGGAGGCUAUCGACCUGUUUAUAGAGAUGCGGAGAAGUGGCUUCGUGUUGGAUGACGUGACUUUGGUCAGCGUAACAUCGGCUUGUGGAAGCAUUGGGGACCUAGAUUUGGCACUUCAAUUGCACAAAUAUGUUUUUCAGGCUAAAAAUAUUGAGAAAGCUGAUAUUUUGACGUUCAACUCCCUUAUCGACCUGUACGGUAAAUGUGGUCGGAUGGACUUAGCAUACAAAGUUUUCCUUGGGAUGGAGGAAAGAAACGUAUCAUCCUGGACUUCUAUGAUCGUGGGUUAUGCGAUGCACGGGCUGGUAAGUGAUGCUCUUGAAUGCUUCUGUUGCAUGAGAGAGGCUGGCGUGAAGCCUAAUUUUGUGACCUUUGUUGGAGUACUUAGUGCUUGUGUACAUGGAGGGAUGGUGCAAGAGGGAAAAUGUUACUUUGAUAUGAUGCAGAAAUAUUAUGGAAUAAGACCUCGUUUACAGCAUUAUGGUUGCAUGGUUGAUCUGUUUGGUCGAGCUGGAAGGUUUGAUGAGGCUAAACAAAUGGUGGAAGGGAUGCCGAUGAAGGCAAAUUCAAUUAUUUAUGGAUGUCUGUUGGGUGCUUGUGAGAAGCACGAGAACGUGGAAAUUGGUGAAUGGGUGGCUAAGCAUUUGCAAGAGUUGGAACCGUGGAAUGAUGGUGUUUAUGUGGUAUUAUCUAAUAUUUAUGCCAGCAGAGGUAUGUGGAAAGAAGUGGAGGAAAUGAGAGUGGUGAUGAAGCAGAGAAGACUUGCUAAGCUUCCAGGUUAUAGCUUGGCAACAAAUUCAGAAUGAUAGUCGAUAGAUUGAAGUUCUCAGUUUUCAUAGCUAUGCGAAAUAGUAGUUAGUUGAUGGCACCCUGGAAUUAUCAAAGUUCAGUUCUCACAAUCUUCACAAGUAUCUUUUUCUUCUUUGGAAAGCCAUAGUGAUGAAAGUUUUUGUGCGGUUUGGAGGAAAAUCUUUUUUUGCCCUUGUAUUGCAAGAGCCAGCAAUGCGAUAGUGGCUAGCUGAUUUUAUUCAAACUUAAUAAGAAGGAAACGAAUUCAUGAGCACAUCUUGGUGAGGUACCGUAUCAAGGAUAGGUUCUUUUGGGUUUUCUAUUACUGGGAAAAGCAUUAAAUGAGUCGAUCACGUCAGAUAAGAAGCUAUGAAGGGACCAUGCAUGAUGCAUUAAUGAAUUGAUGUUCACAGUGCUAAUAGUAUGUGAGCUGCUUCAGACAAGGCAGAGACUGGAAAUCUGAUGAAUUUAGUGGAGAAAAGCGGCAAGGUUUCUUAUGGCAGGUUGCUCAUAGUCUCAGUCUGCUCUAUAGGACAUUCUUUUUGUCUCUUCCAUAUUAACUGCUUCAAUUAUUUUAUUUGCAGCUCUUUCAGAUUAAUUAAUAGCAUCUGUUCUUAUUUAUUUUGAGAAUCAAUUGAUGUAUUAGCUCACUAUUUUGGCUUUCAAGCUGCAAUUAAUUCCAAUAUUGCCUCUUUCUUGCAAUGAAAAGAGAAAAGGAGAAUUGGGGGACAUUAUAACUUCACUGACUUGCCGACUACCCGAGAAUGCUUGAAUGAAGCACUUUUUCCAGAUUCUUGCUUUAUAAGAUCUGGA